Molecule: messenger RNA, 2252 nt
Organism: Nanorana parkeri
Lineage: Eukaryota; Metazoa; Chordata; Amphibia; Anura; Dicroglossidae
Gene: DPY19L4
Product: dpy-19 like 4 (C. elegans)
Exons: 20
Coding region: 1-2235 (744 amino acids)
Cellular component (GO): nuclear inner membrane
Molecular function (GO): mannosyltransferase activity
Source: RefSeq, a predicted model, not a curated record
AUGGGGUUUUACUCAUUGGGAAGGCCAGGCCAUAUUUAUAAAGAAGUAGUUGUGGCAUCUACAAAAUGUGCCUCGGAAGAAGAGCUGAGGCAAAGGAACAAGACUUCAUCCUCAGAACAAGCAGAAACGACGGACACUGAGGAGACUGAAAAGCCAAAAGCAAGGCAAAAAGCAGGAAGAUCUACAAAGUGUGUUGCUGUGCAACGUUUUGCAAAGCUGUUUGUUGGAUGCCUGGUAAUGGUGACGAGUGGCAUGAUUUAUGCAAUCUACCUGUCCACCUAUCAUGAGCGCAAGUUUUGGUUUUCUAGUCGGAGGGAUCUUGAACGAGAAAUCACUUUUCAGGGAGAUGGAGCUGUAUAUUAUUCAUUUUAUAAAGACAUGCUUCGAGCCCCAUCAUUUGAAAGAGGUGUAUUUGAAUUGGCUUACAACAAUAGGUCUGUGCCCAUGAAGACUAUCAAUGCUGUACAGCAGAUGACCCUGUACCCGGAGCUCAUAGCCAGUGCCCUGUAUCACAUGUCUGGGAGUAAGGGUACGAUGGACCCCGUAUAUUUCUACAUCGGAAUCAUAUUUGGUCUACAGGGAAUAUAUAUUGGUGCCUUGUUUGUCACCAGUUGGAUAAUGAGCGGCACGUGGCUGGCUGGGAUGUUGACGGCUGCCUGGUUUAUUAUUAACAGGACAGAUACCACCCGAAUGGAAGACUCCAUUCCUCUGAGAGAAAACUGGGCUCUUCCAUACUUUGCAUGUCAGGUGGCAGCACUCACUGGCUUUUUAAGAAACAACAGCAAUUUAACUGCAGAGAGAUUCUGUUACCUGUUGAUGAGUGCAUCUACCUACACAUUUAUAAUGAUGUGGGAGUACAGCCACUACCUGCUUUUCAUACAAGCCUUAUCCCUUUGUCUGCUUGAUGGCCUCUCCUUGGUCAAGAAAGAGAAGGUGCAUGAAAUUCAUAAGAUGUACCUGUUCUCUGUGUUCCUGGGAUAUUUACUACAGUUUGAGAACUCUGCUCUGCUGACAUCCCCUCUGCUAAGCCUUGUUGUGGGUUGUAUGAUUGCCAAAAGCCUUCAGGUCGGAGUUAAAAAGGGCACAUUCAGAGCGAAAGUGAUGAAGAUUAUGUACUUUUAUUUGGCAUUUACCAUUUCUGUAUCACUGCAUUAUUUAAUAAGGACCGUGAUUCCUCAUAAAGAAAACCGUCAGCUUCUGAAAUCUCUUGAAGUAAAAUUUGGACUCAACAUGACCAAGAACUUCACGGUGAAUUGGUUGCUUUGUCAGAAGUCCUUCCAACCACCAUCUCAGGAUUACCUCUUACGGCUCACUCAGUCUUCCCUGUUGCCUUUCUACAUCCUCGUCCUGCUCAUCUGCCUUUUCUCCAUAUCACAGGGAAUAUUUAAAAGAAUUCGUGGUGAGCCUAUAAGUGCUAAUAUCCUCCCCAGGGAAGGACGGAUAGGAGAAAGACCAGAGGUCAUCUAUCAUGUCAUUCAAAGUCUUCUCCUGGGCUCCCUUGCGAUGACCUUUGAGGGAGUGAAGUACUUGUGGACGCCCUAUGUCUGUGUCCUUGCUGCCUUCGGUGUUUGUUCCCCCGAGCUGUGGAUUACACUGCUCAAGUGGAUCCGCGUGAAAACUGUACAUCCAGUCUUGAUGGCUUUCAUCUUAAGUGCAGCUGUCCCCACUGUGAUCGGCUUUAGCUUAUGGAGAGAGUUCUUACCCAAGAUCGUCAACGAGUUAUCAGAACUGGAGGAGCACUAUGAGUCUGACACUGUGGAGCUCAUGAACUGGAUAAAAGGUCAGGCUCCCCUGGCUGCAGUGUUUGCUGGGAGUCCUCAGCUGAUGGGUGCCAUAAAGCUCUGUACAGGUUGGAUGGUGACAAGUUUACCUGUGUACAAUGAUGAAGAACUGAUGAAGAGGAAUGAACAUGUUUAUCAGAUCUAUAGCAUGAGGUCAGCAGAAGACAUCUACAAGAUCUUAACCUCCUAUAAAGCCAACUAUGUGGUGAUUGAAGAUUCAAUCUGUAAUGAGGUGGCUGGAUUGAAAGGUUGCAGAGUAAAGGAUUUGCUUGAUAUUGCAAAUGAUCAUGUGGUGAACGAGGAUGGGGAUAUUUAUGCCUACUCAAAAUAUGGACGCUUCUGCCACGAAAUCAAAAUGAAUUAUUCUCCGUAUGUGAAUUACUUCACCAGAGUGUUCUGGAACAGGUCCUAUUUUGUGUAUAAAAUCAACACUCUUAUAUCUUUCCAGUACUGACAAUCGUGAGGAUUUAU